CGGACUUCCGCCUGCGAACCCUCAAACUUCCUCCUUGUCCCCCGUACGAAAAUGCUUAUUUAACUCCUUCCACGAAACGAACAACUCCCCAUCUCCAUCAGCUUAUCGAAACCAUGUCGACAAACAGUACGUGUGGUCCCAUUAUGGGGACACCGGAUAUCUACGGCGUCGGCGUGCGCAUAGGCCUGUAUUCGCAAUGGGUCGCAACACUCCUCGUAACCCUCUUCGCCCCAGAGGAAGAGGAAACCUUCCGCAUUGUCAACCUCACGAUCCAGACCUCCAUCUUCCUCGGUAUCGCCGUGCAAUCCGCAACCGAAACAAACGUCGUGGAGCCCAUCAUCGUGCUCUUCCUGAUGUGCGGCUCCUUGUCCAGCCUGACGGGGAACAGGAUCACAAAUUUCUCCCAUGUGAGCGGGGUGUUCAGGGCGCUUUUUUAUACGGCGCUGAGUGCGUAUGGUGUUUGGUAUUGGUUUGAAGGCGUGGACAGGAUGAUGGAAACGCAGAAGAAGGGCUGUAACGCAAUUGCUUUUUUUGGGAGGACGAGAGUUGAUGGGUGGUUCCGGAAGCUAGGGAAGGGAAUCUCUGUCAUCGGACUCGUGAUUUCGAUUUGUCUGAUUGGGUUUUGUGCUGUUGCUUUGUGGAAGCGCUUUCAGGAACGCCUUGAUGCUGCGAUGCGGAGGCCUAGGAGGCAGCGUCCGCAAGUCGAGAUCGCGUUCUUGGUGUUGUCGGGGGGACUCAUUGCAUUCUCAAUUUGCAUCGUGGAGUAUUUGAUUCGGGUUAAUGAUGUGGAUGGCUUGCAAGGGUUCGACGCUGUUGGGCAGUUGAUUCCGUUUCUGAUUGGAAUCUUGGAGCUGACGAGUAUUGGGUGGAAGAUUUUGAUCAAGGGUUUGUUUAUGAGGAAAAGGUGUUGGUUUUUGCUUGGGAAGCACUUAUGAUAUACGUAAGUAUUCUAAAAAUGGUUCGGCGUUUAGGUAGUUAGAAUGCGACAGGAAACCAAAGCUUUCUCUGGACCAGGAUUCUAUUUAGCCCUUUCGACGAUAGCAAAGGCACAUUUGGCAUACCAAUCUCUC
Hyaloscypha bicolor E is the source of this 1070-nucleotide messenger RNA. RefSeq lists its product as uncharacterized. The transcript has a single exon. The record is from RefSeq and is a predicted model, not a curated record. The coding region runs from base 114 to 935 and encodes 273 amino acids. Lineage: Eukaryota; Fungi; Ascomycota; Leotiomycetes; Helotiales; Hyaloscyphaceae.